Messenger RNA from Prunus dulcis (almond), 2031 nucleotides. Its product is annotated as protein DETOXIFICATION 18-like. Lineage: Eukaryota; Viridiplantae; Streptophyta; Magnoliopsida; Rosales; Rosaceae. The coding region runs from base 631 to 1908 and encodes 425 amino acids. The record is from RefSeq and is a predicted model, not a curated record. The transcript is spliced from 8 exons. Gene Ontology annotation, biological process: xenobiotic detoxification by transmembrane export across the plasma membrane. Gene Ontology annotation, molecular function: xenobiotic transmembrane transporter activity; antiporter activity. Gene Ontology annotation, cellular component: membrane.
UGUUCUGGUUCCUAACACAUUCGAUCACUUUUCUGGUCAUGUUAUAGUUAUCAAUUUAUUUUCUCUUUGGUUGAUGAAACUGGAAAGUCCAGAUUCUAAUUUAGCAGAAUAUUGGUGCACACACAGUCACAUGGAUGGAAUAAGGCAGUGCAUAAAAUUACAAAAAUAUAUAACGUAUGAUUGAAGUAUGUACCAAACAAUUUGACCAAGAAAAGAACAAAUAUACCAUAAAAAUGUCUAUGAUUGGAGUCUUGAAGAUCAGAAAACAAAAGUCUUAUUGUUGUACUCUACUUAUACAUUGGUUCAUGACUAUAUAUUUGACAUUGAGUCAUUGACCACCAUUGACCCCUCCUUCCCAGCUUGUGGCUAUUUUAGUUUUUUACCUUCUUUAUUGUUGAUUUUUGUUUCCCUCACAACUCAGCUGCUUAAUUUACAAGUUCAAUUUAUAUAAUCUAUUCUAGGUUGCGGAGAAGAUGAUUUCUGAAGGCAGGUGGGCAUGGAGAAGAAGAAUCCGAAAGAAGGUGGUGGAACAACCUGUUAGACAUUGAGGAGGCCAAAAAACAGGUCUUAUUUUCAUUGCCAAUAAUUCCCACCAAUGUGUUCUUUUCCUUGAUCCCAUUGGUCUCAGUCAUGUUUGCUGGCCACCUCGGUGAGCUUCAGUUGGCUGGUGCAACCCUGGCCAACUCAUGGGCCAAUGUUACUGGUUUUGCGCUCGUGGUUGGCUUGAGUGGAGCUCUUGAGACACUUUGUGGACAAGGCUUUGGAGCAAAGUCGUACAGAAUGUUGGGGAUUUAUCUUCAAGCCUCUUGCAUCAUAUCCUUCCUGUUAUGUUCCAUCAUAUCCAUAAUCUGGUUAUAUACAGAGCCCUUACUGAUUUUACUCCAUCAAGAUCCUCAAAUUUCAAAAACUGCAGCUCUCUUUUUGAAACAUCUGAUCCCUGGAUUAUUUGCAUAUGGAUUCCUGCAAAACAUCUUGAGAUUUCUUCAGACACAAUCUGUAUAUGUCAUGCCAAUGGUCUUCUCAGUGAUUGCCAUUGUUUUUCAUAUUGGCAUCACAUAUGGUUUGGUACAUCGGACAGCUCUUGGAUUCUUGGGAGCUCCACUUGCAGCCUCAAUUUCUCUAUGGUUAUCUGUUCUUAUGUUGGCCUUCAAUGUCAGUUGUACAAAGAGUUUUGAGCGUACGUGGGAAGGAUUUUCAUUUGAAUGUUUCGAUUAUAUCCUCACUGGCUUAAAACUGGCCCUCCCCUCUGCAACAAUGGAAUGUUUGGAGGAAUGGGGUUUUGAGAUUCUAGUGCUCUUAGGUGGAUUGAUGCCAAACUCUGCAAGAACAAGUUCACUACUUGCAAUGUGUGUAAAUACACAAGAAAUUGGUUACAAAAUUACAUAUGGCCUCAUUGCUGCUGCCAGCACAAGGGUGUCAAAUGAAUUGGGAGCAGGCAAUCCAGAUAGGGCUAAGAAUGCAAUGGUUGCGACUCUUAAGCUCUCCGUGCUUCUUUCUUUCGCGAUUAUUCUGGCUCUUGUGUUUGGUCACAAUAUUUGGGUUGCCUUCUUCAUUGACAGCAAUGCAAGUUAUGCAGUAUUGAGACAGGACUUUGCUUCCAUGACACCAUUGCUUGCAAUCUCAAUAAUUGUUGAUUCUGUUCAAGGUGUCUUUUCAGGUGUGGCUAGAGGAUGUGGGUGGCAACACUUGGCUGUGUAUGUAAAUUUGGCAACAUUCUAUUUGAUUGGUAUGACAAUUGCUGGUCUUCUUGGAUUUAAGUUCAAACUAUAUGCCAAGGGCUUGUGGAUUGGUAUAACCUGCGGUCUCUCCUUUCAAGCGAGCACACUCUUGCUGAUUACACUGCUCAAGGAAUGGCCUCGAUCAGAUUUAUCUAAAAAUCCAGAGGAAGGAAGCCCAGUUUUGGUCUAGAUAAAUGUUAGGCAAAAGUAAUUGUUAAACAACAAAUUACCAUUUGGGGAAAACUUUGUUUAUGCAUUCAUCGAGAAAUAAAACAAAAUAAGAGAAUCCAUGAAGUAACAUGGUUUGGCGAUA